AUGGCUUCGUGGCUUCAAAUUCCCAAGAACUCGCCGUUCUCAUUGGCCAACAUCCCGUUCGGCAUCAUUUCUGCGGCUUCAUCCAAAGUUCCCGCCAUCGCGAUCGGUGAUUAUGCUUUGGACUUGAACGCAUUUGCUUCCUCCGGGGGUUUCUCUCAGCUGCCUUCCAUUCAGCAACAUCUGAGUGUGUUCAACCAACCCACCCUCAAUGCUUUCGCCGAACUAGGUCGCCCUGUGCACCGUCAGGUGCGCGAGUACUUGCAGAAUGUCUUCCGCGCCGACACACAGUACCCGCAGGUCCUCAAGGACAAUGCGGCCUUGCAAAAAUCCGCACUUAUUCCCCGCUCACAAGUGACCAAUCACGUCCCCAUGCAAAUUGGUGACUACACCGAUUUCUACGCUGGAUUGAACCAUGCCUACAACAUCGGUGUUCUCUUCCGUGGAAAGGACAAUGCUCUGCAGCCGAACUACAAGCACCUGCCCGUCGCCUACCACGGGCGUGCUUCAUCUGUCGUCACUUCUGGCACCCCUCUGCAUCGCCCGAGCGGCCAGAUCCUCGCCAACCCAACCGCCGAUCCCAAGAUUCCCACCUUCUCUCCCUGCAAGAAGCUAGAUAUCGAGCUGGAGUUGGCUGCUUUUAUCAGCAAGCCCAAUGAGCUGGGCAAGCCUGUCUCCAUCGAUGAGGCCGAAGACCACAUCUUCGGUCUUGUUCUGAUGAACGAUUGGUCUGCUCGCGAUAUCCAGGCUUGGGAGUACGUUCCCCUGGGACCCUUCAAUGCUAAGAACUUCGGUACUACCAUUACUCCCUGGGUUGUUCUGAUUGAUGCUCUCGAGCCAUUCCGUGCUCAGGGUCUGGAGCCUGGAAACCGUGAAGGUCUCCUUCCUUACCUCCAGGAAAAGCGCGCCGAGAAUGCCUACGAGAUCCCGCUUCAGGUUGAGGUUACCAACAAGGGUGGUCAGCCUACAAUUAUCUCCAACAGCAACGCUCGCAACCUUCUCUACUCGUUCCCCCAGAUGGUUGCUCACCACACUAUCACUGGUUGCAACUUGAGAUCGGGUGAUUUGUUGGGAUCUGGUACAAUUUCCGGUACUGAGCCUAAGUCUCAGGGCAGUUUCCUGGAGCAGACCAAUGGCAAGGUCCCACUUAAGCUUGCCGAUGGCUCAGAGCGUAUGUUCCUUGAGGAUGGAGACACCGUAAUCCUGCGUGGUCUUGCCGGUACCGAAGGCAACUAUGUUGGUUUCGGCGACUGCGUCGGCACCAUCUUGCCUCCAGUCUCCUUCUAA
Penicillium longicatenatum is the source of this 1284-nucleotide messenger RNA. RefSeq lists its product as uncharacterized. The record is from RefSeq and is a predicted model, not a curated record. Gene Ontology annotation, molecular function: fumarylacetoacetase activity. Bases 1 to 1284 code for a protein of 427 amino acids. The transcript has a single exon. Gene Ontology annotation, biological process: homogentisate catabolic process; L-phenylalanine catabolic process; L-tyrosine catabolic process. Lineage: Eukaryota; Fungi; Ascomycota; Eurotiomycetes; Eurotiales; Aspergillaceae.